Penaeus monodon (black tiger shrimp) is the source of this 363-nucleotide messenger RNA. Its product is annotated as ctenidin-1-like. The transcript has 2 exons. The coding region runs from base 1 to 363 and encodes 120 amino acids. The record is from RefSeq and is a predicted model, not a curated record. NCBI's taxonomy places the organism in Eukaryota, Metazoa, Arthropoda, Malacostraca, Decapoda, Penaeidae.
AUGAAGUUUUACAGAUCGCUGAUCGCAGUAGUGGCGCUCGCGGCCAUGGUUUGCAUGGCGGCAGCCGGCGGUGGAUAUGGGGGUGGAAUCGGAAGCGGCGGUGUUGCGUUUGGUGGACGAGGUGGAUUUUCAGGCAGUGGAUUUGGUGGAAGCAGUGGAUUCAGCGGCGGUGGAUUUAGUGGAGGAAGCGGCGGGUAUGGUGGCGGACGAGGUGGAGGCAGCGUCGUCCGCGCGCGCUUGGUGGGAGUGGGCGUUCUUCCUAGCGUCAGCGGCGGCUCGGGCUUCGGCGGCGGUUUCGGCCAAGGCGGAGGAGGAUCCUCCGGCGGAGGACGAGGAAGUGGCGGAGGAAGCUACGGAUGGUAA